Cyclopterus lumpus (lumpfish) is the source of this 2737-nucleotide messenger RNA. RefSeq names its product DnaJ (Hsp40) homolog, subfamily C, member 16 like (gene dnajc16l). The coding region runs from base 188 to 2599 and encodes 803 amino acids. The transcript has 15 exons. The record is from RefSeq and is a predicted model, not a curated record. Lineage: Eukaryota; Metazoa; Chordata; Actinopteri; Perciformes; Cyclopteridae.
UUCAUUGCGGCCAUGACGCGCAGGAAGAGAAUGGCCUGGUAGUAAAACAGCAGUAUGUCGCCUGUGUCCAAGCUCACGUCCGAGCAGACCACGCGCCGCGUCACGUAAGCGCUUAGCUCGACACAUCCGUCCGGGACAGAAGGGCCGUGUGACGUCAUCCCCGCGCCGCACGAGGACAGUCCAAGCGAUGCCGCGCGCGACCCGUCCCCGCUGGCUCGCCAUCUUCCUGCUGAGCGUGAGCGUGCAGAUGGCGAGAGCGGCUUCUGAGUAUGACCCCUACAUGGUCCUGGGCGUCGGCCGGAGCGCCAGUCAAGCAGAAGUGAAACGGGCGUACAAGAACCUGGCCAAGGAGUGGCACCCGGACAAGAACAAGGACCCGAAGGCUGAGGACAUGUUCAUCAAGGUGUCCAAGUCCUACGAGAUUCUGUCCAAUGAGGAGCGGCGGUCUAACUUUGACCGCUAUGGUCAGAUGGAGGAGAACCAGCCUCUGGGCCAGUCCCAGCAUCAGGGUUUCCGUGGUUUCCACAACAGCUUUUACUUUGACGAGUCUUUCUUCCACUUCCCCAGGUCCAGGGACUUUGCCGACAGCAAGUACCUGCUCCACCACGCAGGCUUCAACAGCGACGUGCUUCCAGACAGCCACAAGAGGCCGUACCUCAUCAAGGUGACCUCUGAGUGGUGCUUUGCCUGCAUCCACAUUGAGCCUGUGUGGAAGGAGACGGUGCUGGAGCUGGAGCCACUGGGUGUUGGCAUCGGCAUCGUGGACCUGGGUUAUGAGCGGCGCCUGGCCCACCAGCUGGGGGCUCACCGCGCGCCCUCCAUCAUCGGGCUGGUGAACGGCCGGGUGACCUUCUUCCAUCAGGCUGUGGUCCGAGAGCACCUGAGGCAGUUCAUUGAGGACCUGCUGCCCCACAAGCUGGUGGAAAGGAUCACAGAUAACAACUACUUGGCUUUUCUGGAGAGCUGGCGAGUGGAAAAUAAGCCCAGCGUUCUCUUGUUUGACCAAGUCCCUGUUGUUCCUCUACUCUAUAAAUUGACGGCGUUCGCCUUCAGAGACUAUGUGCGUCUGGGCUUCGUGGACCAGGGAGACGCACACAACACCAGGCUGCUGCGGCAGUUCAACAUCAACACGUACGCCCCCACCAUGCUGCUGUUCAAGGAGGACACGGAACACCCCGUAGACAUCAUACAGGCCAGAGGGAUGAAGCGACAGAUAAUGGACGAGUUCGUCUCCAACAACAAGUUCCUGCAGGUUCCUCGGCUGGUGAACCAGCAGCUUUUUGACGAGCUGUGUCCAGUGAAGCAGUUCCACCGGCGCAGGAAGUACUGUGUGCUGCUGAUCACCGGGGAGGACCCGGCCUUUCUUCCGGGCAGCAAGGCCUUCCUGGACUUUGCAUCGGUGAACAGAAAAGACGUGCUGCGGUUCGCUUACGUCUACCAGCGGCAGCAGCAGCCGCUCUGCCAGGCGCUGCUGCACAGCGAGGAGGCCCUCCCCCCUCAGGUGGUGAUUCUGGAGAGGCGGAGCCAUGCCGGCAAGGUCAUGUACCGCUCGGUGAGCGGUGGCUGGAACGGCAGCGAGGAGGAUAAGUACCGCCUCCAUGAGCAGCUGGAGCUCCUGCAGAAAGACCCCACCUACCUGAGCUCGGACGCCACCCUGCCAGAGCUCAACAACGAGAUGGCUCCCAUCUUUAUUAUCCAGUGGAUGAAUGCUGCCUAUGAUUACAUCGUUCAGAUGUAUGAUGACCUUCUCUACUCAAACUGGAGAGAGAUGAUGCCCAUCCUGUCGCUGAUCUUCUCCGCUCUUUUCAUUCUCUUCGGCACCGUCAUCAUUCAGGCCUUCAGUGAGCCGGGUGAGAGCAAACCCCGGAAAGCAAAGCCGAAGGAGCAACCCCAAACUGAGGAAGAUGCCUCGAGUAGAGCCAGUACUUCAAGCCGUCCUCCUAAGAAGGACUUUGUGGAGGUGACGGAGCUGACGGACAUCACCUACAUCAGCAACCUGGUGAAGCUGCGGCCCGGCCACAUCAACGUGGUGCUGGUGCUCACCGGCGCCUCCAAGAACGCUCUGCUCAGGAAGUUUGCCAAGGAGGUCUUUUCUUUUUCUGGGACUCAGACCCUCCACUUCUCCUUCCUCAACGGCGAUAAGCACCGCCACUGGAUGCCGUCGCUCCUUCGCUCGACCUCUGAAUCGCUGCCGAGCGAGGGCCAAUCGGACGACGAGGAGGGGGAGGAGUCUCCCGACUAUGCGGGCCACGUCCUGGCCCUCAACGGCCACAAGAAAUACUUUUGCCUCUUCAGACCCGUCUUCACAGGGGAAGAUCCCAACGACUCCUCGUCCGAGACCUCGUUCUCCAGCGACAGCAGGAGAAAGUCCCGGUCCAGGUCCAGGUCCAGCUCCCACUCUCGGUCCAGGUCCCAUUCCAGGGAGGAUGGGACAGGACCCAAGAGGGGCUCCAGUCGGGCCACCAGCAUAGAGGUCCACCACAAGCUUGACAGGCUGGGACUGUGGAUGGAGAGGCUAAUGGAGGGCACCCUGCCCAGACUACAGGUCCCUGCAUGGCCCCCCCUCGGUGAAACCACGGCCUCCUUCACAGAGAGCUGAGGCCACCGUUAAGACGGACAUACAUUAACACCAUUUACAUUGAAGUAUGUGUUUAGAAUUUGGUUGAUGAUUGAAUAGGAUUUGUUUAUUUAACAUUAAAUCUGCUUAUUGAUGAAGCUAUGUAUAUACGUGUGUGUG